Messenger RNA from Pyrenophora tritici-repentis Pt-1C-BFP, 1647 nucleotides. The record is from RefSeq and is a predicted model, not a curated record. NCBI's taxonomy places the organism in Eukaryota, Fungi, Ascomycota, Dothideomycetes, Pleosporales, Pleosporaceae.
AUGGCAACAACUAGACCUCAGUCAUUCCAAUUUACCGAGCGAACCCCGAUCCUGAACAACCUUGCGGAUAUCCUCAACCUACGAGGCCGCUUGCAACAGAUGGGAGCCAACUUCAACUCAUCAGGUGAGCUGCUCACCUACGGUAACCCAGAGUCACCUUCAGAGUUCAAGUCCAUGCUGAAGUUCGGUCCUUUAUACGAGGAGCAAUGGAACAUGUUCUUUGAUGCAGACUAUGUGCCCGUUGCCGAAGGGGAUAUGUGGUCUAAAUACCGCACGCUGAAGAAGAAGCUGAACAAUAAAGAUAUCGUCCUCGGUAAAGCAGGCCAGCGAUACUCUGUUGGUGGCUCCAGCGAUAAGUUAAAGCAACUGUGCUUUGCGUAUGACACGCUAUGGGUAGAAUGGCGGAACGCAAUGCGGAAGGAGCUACCGGCGCAGCAGGUGCAUCGUGGGCUAGCUAUCAUCAAGGAAGAGCACAGCGGACUCGUUAUUACCGCCCCUUCCGAUAUCAUCCAGCGACAACGUCGACCUCUAUCUCAAGACAACGACAUGACACAUAAUAUUGAUUGGUGGUUCAGCACCGAGCUUUCUCAAUCACCUCCGCAGGAUCAGUCGCGCCUUAGCAAUGACUUGGCCUCGGUAUCAGUUCGGAAUGAUGUUGAGCGGACAACUCAGACCGUGCCAAUAGCGUCCAAUGCGCAAACUUCUACCGGAGAACUUAUUGUACCGCACCACGAUUCUCUGCAAGAGAUUGAGACCUAUCUAGCAAACAUAGGCGCGUCAAUGAACCACCGCGCUCAGUCCCCACUUCUUCUGGACUUACAGGAUGCACUUUCUCUGGGUCCCCAAACCGGAGAUGCGCAGGUCAUUACAGGUGCCGAGUCAUCCAGUACCAGCACAUCGUCUAUGGCAGAUGAACAAAAGAAUCGACAUGACAAGAAGAAUGUAAAGCGAGAGGCCAGGUAUUCGGGGGGCGGACACCUCGGACGCCCCUUGAUCACCAAGGAGGAGAUAGAAGAAGUGGAUAAUUUGGUAGUCAAGGCCAAGCAAAUGGUUGAUGAAGCUAUCAAGAAACACAAUAAUCAAGCGCUGCACUGGGAUCAGCCGUUGUCGAAAGCAACUCAGGAUACGGACAGGCUUGAAGUGAAGGCAGCAAAUUUAAUACAGGGUCGAGCCAACAAAUGUGCUUCCCUGCCCUCAAAAUCAUUGCUAAAUCAGAGGCUCGCGGGAGGACUCAUGGAGAAGUGUGCGAACGACUACAAAACAGUUCUAAAGCGAAGAAUGCCCAUAGAGCCCACCGCGGAGUCCGCCGAAACUCCACAACAGUCUCCCGAUGCCUUUCACUCACGCAUUUCUAUCGAUGUCUACCACGCGACUCGCGGAUUACCCAUUCCUCAACUACCAAACAAUUCCGAGAUGCUGUCAGAGCGCUCAUCACCCAAGCCAGUAACUAGGGUCGAUAUGGUCACCUUGAACUCAGGCGAUACAAUUCCGAUCGUGCUCAGCCCCACAGGCUUCGCGCGUUUCCCUCGACACUGCGACGAUGACGACGAAUGGGACCACUUAUCGCAGUCAUCGGCUCCGGAAGAUGACGGGAAUACAGAGAUAGAGAGAAAUUCAUCGAAGAAGAAGGAUCCGUUUACGAGUUGA